This is a messenger RNA of Ostreobium quekettii, 636 nucleotides long. The record is from the annotation of a GenBank genome assembly. NCBI's taxonomy places the organism in Eukaryota, Viridiplantae, Chlorophyta, Ulvophyceae, Bryopsidales, Ostreobiaceae.
AUGGACCCCUUCUUUCUCACCUUCCGGGACCCCGCCCUGGAGCGGCGGUAUGUGCGCCACAUAGCCGCUGUCAAGAACCUCAACAUCGACAGGUGCUACUGGUGGUGGGCGUUCAUCGUGCGCGGCAUCGCCUACUGGCGCUAUGCCGUCAGGUUUGGACCGGGUCACUUCGCCGUGGCGCGGGUAUACCUCGCCUGGCUGGUGGCGGAGGCAGUGCUGCGACGGACGUCAGCCAUGUCCAGCCUGCCGCAUCUGAGGGAGCCGCUGGUGGUAAUAUCCAGACUGAUCCACACUGUCGAGGUGGGCACAAUGGCAGAGCACAGCUUGUCCGAUCUCCUGGACUUUCAAGGCGAUCACCUCUCCAUGAAAUCAAUCAUGACCAGUCUCAUGAUCGACGGCCUGAUUCCCAUGAUGUUCCUGGGGCUUUUCCAGCCGCUCAGAUUCUGGUUGCACCUCCCUGUGCACCUCAUCUCCUCCAUUUUCAUUCUGGGAACAAUGAACCUCCAGGUGUGCAGCCUGACUGGUGGGGCUGGCGUGCCUGGCAUGACACAGAUACUCAUGGGCCUGGACGCCACGGCAAAGCACAUAGUGGGCACCGUCUUCACCACGCACCUGAAUGAUGAGCCCUCCUGGAAG